AUGUUGUUUCUACCACCAAGGCGGCAGCUCUUCAUCCUGCUGUUCGCCUCCCUCACCGUCUUCCUCUGCAUCUCCUUCCUCGCCACAGACGUCGGCUCCACCGCCCUGACCACAGUUAAGACCAAGGUCUCCGAGACGGCGUCGCACGUCAUCAACAACACCAAUCCUCCCAAGGGGACGACAGUCGAUGUCAAUGCCAAGAAGUACAAGCCGACGCCGACAUACACUCCCCCUCCCGUGCAGGACCCCUUCCCCCUGCUCGCGACCUCGACGCCGCCUCCGAUACCCAAGUGGAACGCCCCCCGCGAGAACCUACACAAGGACUACGGCCUCGAGUAUGCGCCUCCGCUGCUCAUCGGCUUCACCCGCACCUACCCGGUCCUCCUCCAGGCCGUCGUCUCGUACAUCACCUCGGGCUGGCCCCCCUCGCAGAUCUACGUCGUCGAGAACACGGGCGUCCAGCAGGCCAACACGCGCCGCCAGCUCAGCCUGCAGAACCCCUUCUUCCUCGACCACGCCGCCCUCGGCAAGCUCGGCGUCAACAUCGUCCAGACGCCGGCGCUGCUCAACUUUGCGCAGCUGCAGAACCUCUACCUCUCCAUGUCGUACGCCCGCAACUGGACCUACUACUUCUGGUCGCACAUGGACGUGCUGGCCCUGCCCUACGAGGACGGCCUCGAGGGCGUGACCCCGCGCUACGACGAGCCGGGCUACCGGUCGCUCUACGAGGCCGCCUGCCGCGCCGCCAACGAGACGCUGGCGGCGGACCCGCGCUGGGGCAUCCGGCUCUUCGCCUACGACCACCUCGCGCUCGUCAACCGCGCCGCGUACGAGGACGUCGGCGGCUGGGACACGCUGAUCCCCUACUACAUGACCGACUGCGACAUGCACUCGCGCCUCGAGAUGGCCGGCUGGACGCUGCGCGAGGCCAGGGCCGGCGUCGUGACCGACGUCAACACCGUGCUCAAGGACCUGCGCGCGCUGUACCGCGACCCGGCCGUCGUGCCCGAGUUUCUCGACCCGAACCCCCCGCCGCCGCCUCCUCCGCCGUCGGAGGAGGAAAAGAAGGAUGACAAGCCCGACGGAGCAGGAGCAGGAGGAGUCAAGGACAAGCGCGAGGGCGAGGGCGAGGACGCCAACAUGGUCUACUACCACAAGCUGCGCGACGUGGCCAACAGCAUGUUCCACUACAAGCACGGCGAGCGGGGCCGCAACACGUGGCAGCUCGGCCAGCAGGGCGGCGAGGGCGAGCCCUUCUACUACCCCGCCGCCGGCAUCGCGCAGGGCAUGGACAUGCUGACCGAGACGGGGCGGCAGGUCUUCCGGAAGAAGUGGGGGUGGGCCGGGUGCGACAUCCUCGGCGAGCAGGCGCAGAGGAAGCUUGGGGACGAGUGGAGGGUCGAGGAGAAGAGGUGA
Thyridium curvatum is the source of this 1416-nucleotide messenger RNA. RefSeq lists its product as uncharacterized. Bases 1 to 1416 code for a protein of 471 amino acids. NCBI's taxonomy places the organism in Eukaryota, Fungi, Ascomycota, Sordariomycetes, Thyridiales, Thyridiaceae. The record is from RefSeq and is a predicted model, not a curated record. The transcript has a single exon.